GAUAUAACUUCUCUAGUAAGAAUAAAGAAACAUUUUCCUAUUUAGAAUUAGAACAUAUAAAGAGCAAAGGAUUUUUGUCACAAAUAUGUAUAGAUGAGAUGCAUUAUGCUCUUUUUUGGGUUUGUGAUGACAAGUAAAUCGAAUCUUAUGAGCAUAAACAAGAAAGAAAAGGCACCUAUCAUACUACCGCUCAUUAUGACACUCCUCUUUCCACUUUUGGCCCACGCGUCUACAUGGCUAAAUUCCGUGGGAAUUCAUUUUCUCAUGUGCGAUUUUCACACCAGAUAAUUCAUUUUCCAGCCAUGGAUAUCAAAAGUGAGUGCAAUUCUAGCAAGAGAAUCAUUCAAUUAGGAAGAUGUUGCUAUGAUAUUGAGCACAAAAACUCACUAUCAGCUACAAGAUCAAGUAAGUUGAGAUGGAAAAUGUUGUGGAUGAAGCUCAAGAAAGAAAAGAAAAAGCUGUUUGAAUGUGCAUCAUCAACUUUGCAGCAGGUUCCUUAUGAUCCUUACACUUACUCUCAGAAUUUUGAUCAAGGGACAGUGUUUGAUGAACCAGAUAAUCUGUCUAGAUCUUUCUCUGUUCGGUUUGCUGAUCCUUGUAAAUUAAUUGUCAAUUGUCAAAAGAGAGGGGUAGUUUAAGGUAACUUAGGGAAGGCUAAGAAAAUUUGAGACUCGAUUAUUUCCUUACCUUACAAUGCUAAAUGCCACAUUAUAUAGCUAUGUCAGUAUCUAUUUUUUCCCAUUUUGCUUAGCCUAUGGUCUGAUUCUUUGUUUUAUAUGUGUGCAAUGUUACUUAUAUGCAUAUUUGUGAUUGGUAGUUGUGAGAGCAAUAGAGCAUUACAUGGUGGGAUUCAAUUAACUUAUUGAUGGAAAAGUUGUGAAUAUUUCCAACAAGUAAAGAAUAUUUCCUUUAUCA
This is a messenger RNA of Cicer arietinum (chickpea), 915 nucleotides long. The record is from RefSeq and is a predicted model, not a curated record. NCBI's taxonomy places the organism in Eukaryota, Viridiplantae, Streptophyta, Magnoliopsida, Fabales, Fabaceae.